UUCAUCCUCUGUUGCUGUGCGGAGUUCGGCUCUGCCACAGCAGGAGCAGCAGCAUCGCGGAUGAGAAGCCAGCAACAGAUGCUGCACUCCAAGACUCGAGUCUGUAUUCAGAAAGCGGCCGGCCCUGACAAGGGAAAAGAUCAGAAGAAGGGAAAGAAGGGGGGAGGGAGAGGGGGGAAAAACCCCAAAGAAAUCUGAGCCCAAAGAGACAAACAGUCCUAGCUAUUCAUCCUCCACAAUAAAGGAGAGAAUUCCUUCCCCCAGCUUUCGCAGUCUUCAGGGGUCUGCAGCGUGCUGGUUUCUUUUCAGCCAUGUCAGACCAAGGAGUCAACGGGGUGAUGGAUGAGGAGAGAAAAAUGACCUCCUGUGAUGGAAGAGAAGACGGCUCAUUGGGACCAGUGGCGGAGAGAAACGAAGGGAGAGUUGGACAAUACCGGCAAGAAAUUGUCUGGAGGAAUGUCAUUCUAAUGACCCUGCUCCAUGUCGGGGCUGUGUAUUCGCUGUCCCUCAUUCCUAAGGCCCAUCUGCUUACUCUGGUCUGGGCGUAUUUGUGUUUCGUCAUGACGGCCUUGGGGGUGACGGCCGGUGCCCACCGCCUGUGGAGUCACCGAUCCUACAAAGCCAAGCUGCCUUUGCGGAUAUUCCUGGCUGCAGCCAAUUCUAUGGCAUUUCAGAAUGAUAUCUUUGAAUGGUGCCGGGACCAUCGAGUGCAUCACAAGUACUCGGAGACAGAUGCCGACCCCCACAAUGCCCAGCGUGGCUUCUUUUUCUCCCACAUUGGCUGGCUGUUUGUCCGGAAGCAUCGAGAUGUCAUCGAGAAAGGAAGGAAGUUGGACUUCAGUGACCUCCUGGAUGACCCUGUUGUGCGGUUUCAAAGAAAGUACUAUAAAGUUUCAGUAGUGCUGAUGUGUUUUGUCAUUCCUACUCUUGUGCCUUGGUACUUCUGGGGGGAGAGCUUGUGGAAUUCAUACUUUCUUGCAUCAAUUCUCCGCUAUACCAUUUCUCUCAAUGUUGCUUGGCUGGUCAACAGUGCUGCUCACAUGUAUGGUAAUCGGCCAUAUGACAAGAACAUCAACCCACGGCAGAAUGCAUUGGUCAGUCUAGGAGCCAUUGGUGAAGGCUUUCACAAUUACCACCACACCUUCCCAUUUGAUUAUUCAGCUAGUGAGCUUGGCUUGAAAUUCAACCCAACCACGUGGUUCAUUGACUUUAUGUUUUGGCUGGGUCUGGUCACUGACCGAAAGCAUGCUCCCAGAGAGAUGAUCCACGCUCGCAAAGAGAGGACUGGAGACGGUAGUUCUUGAGAAACAAAACUAGUCUCUGAACAUUGAUGCUGCUGUAUGCGUUGUUUGUAUGUUUCUUCAUUGGGGUUCUCCUCCUUAGCCCCCCAACUGCCCCGCCCUUUAGGAUGGAAGUAGUCUCUUUUCAUCUAAUAUAGAACAAAUUAAUUCCUGGAUUAAUUCAAUUUUAUUUUAAUGCAAUAGUUUUCAGACUUUCUGCUUUCAGGGAGCACUCUCCACCUCAACUCAUCUUCCAAGGGUGAGUUCAUGUUACAGAGUGUUUUGGAGCAUGUCCUAGAGUACGGGUUCUUAAAAAUUGGGGUCCCUAGUUGAUGUUAAGAACAUAAGAACAGCCCUGCUGGAUCAGGUCCACGGCCCAUGUAGUCCAGUAUCCUGUUUCACACAGUGGCCCACCAGAUGCCCCUGGGAAGCCCACAAGCAAGAGCUGAGGACAUGCCCUCUCUCCUGCUGUUACUCCCCUGCAACUGGUACUUAGAGGCAUCCUUCCUCUGAGACUGUUGGAUAACAAUUCCCAUUGUCCUCAGCCACAAUGGCCUUUGGGAUGCUAGGAGUUGUCAUCCAGCAACAUCUGGGGACCAGGCAGUGUUCCCUUUAAAGGGAUAUCCAGAUGUUGUUGACAAUGACUCUCGUCAUCCCCAGUUGCAAUGGCCUUUGGCUGGGGAUUAUGGGAGUUGUAGUCAAUAACAUCAGGGAAUCCCUGUUACAGGGAACACUCCUGGGGACCCAAGGUUGUGAACCUCUGCACUAAAGAGUACACAUUGAGCUUCUCCAUUGCUCCCUGUGGAUGGAGUGGGUUCUAGAUACACCCAAUACUCUCUGCAGCCAUGCAUUGCAGACGGAAAUUGGCAGUGGUGAUCACAAUUUGCUUUAGGAUAGCUGUUGCUGAUCUUCUCAUAGAGGAACACCUGAUAAGCUUGUAAGGAACUUCAGGUUUCCCCAGAGCAGUUUGAAAACCACUGCUUUGAUGGAAUUAAAUCACAGAUGGAUGUAGCCUAAUUUCUUAGCUGUCUUAAGUACAGUGUUCCAUCAGAAGGUUACGUAUUAUUUAAUAUUAGAAUUAAAUGUAUUAGGUCUUUUGACUUGAAGGAUUCAUUAUGAUUACGUCCAAUGAAUUAAGUAUGGUCGCACAUGUGGCAGGGUGAAGGAACUAACUUUAAAAGUAUAGUUCAAGCAACUGAAUUGUUUCAUUUAAUGCAGCUAAAUAUAGCAUUUUUCUGUGCCCCAAUCUAGCGGAUCCUGGUCACAGUUGCACACACGGCACUCAUAAAGUGAGAGAAGCUUUCCUAGUCAUUUCCUUACACACAGAGCCUUGCACACACAAAGAAUGGGUGUGGAGCUGCAUCUCUAUUGAAGGAAAUGAGGAAGCCCCUCACAGGUAGAACUCACAGAUUUCUGGAGGGGGAACCUAAAGUGGAUUUCUGUGCAGCAGGUGGGAAAGGAGAGGCACUAAUAUACAAUUAACCAAACAAAUCAAUCAUGGAAAGAAAGAAAGCAUAUACAAAUAUGACAAAUAUUUAUAUACCACUUUUCAAUAAAAGUUCCCCAAGCAGCUUACACAGCUAUCAAAUAAAUAAAUAAAUAAAUAAAUAAAUAAAUAAAUAAAUAAAUAAAUAAAUAAAUAAAUAAAUAAAUAAGGCUCCCUGUCCCCAAAGGGCUUACAGUCUAAAAAAGAAACAUAAGAAAGACACCAACAGCAGCCACUGGAGGGAUGCUGUGCUGGGGAUGGAUAGAGCCAGUUGCUCUCCCCCUGCUCAAUAAAGAGAAUCACCACUUUUAAAAGGUACCUCUUGGCUCAGUUAGCAGGGGACAUCUAUUCUUGUUUCCCCAAUUCUUUGGACCACGUCUCAGUGUUUCGCUGUCAACCAUCAACAUUUCUUACACACCACUACCAGUUCCUAGCUCUUGGCAUCUGAAUUCCCUGUGCCUGGGAAAUCCAAAAUGGUGGUUGUGGUCCAUUCCAACGAAUGUUAUGUCAAAGGGUGAGACAUGCGCCCCAAGUCUGUCAGGGUGGAGCAGCCUCCAUGCUGAAGUCUGCCUUAGAGACACAACUCAGAUCUGACCCCUGAUUUCCAGGACACUUGCUAGGGUAUUGAGAAUUGAAUAACCACUGUCUUCUCUGUUUUGAGCCAAGUUCUAGCUUGCUGGAAUAAUGGUUUGAAAAGAGGCUGAGGACUAGCCAACCAAUGUUCUGGCAAAAAGAGAGGUUUCUUCUUCAGCUGUUCCCUUGGGACAGGGGUUCCCAACCUUGGGAUCCCAACAUGCUCAGUUGCAAUGGCCUUUGGCCAUUCUGGUUAGGGAUGAUAAGGAAAGAGUUCAGCAGCAUCUGGGGAACCAAGGUUUGAAACCCCUGCCUUAGGAUAGUGGGUUAAGGUGGCUGCUGUUUGACCCCCUGGUUGCUGUGAGUGCCCUCUAUUCUUGGCCACACUUGAAUCUCCACUUCUCUUCCCCUGUCCCCACCCCUCUUAGGGGAGACUGAGAACUCCCCUAAGACUGAGAACUCUGUUGUGUGCAGAGACACAACAACGACAACAAAUAUAUAUAUACCUCUUUUCAACAAAGGUUUCCAAAGUAGUUUACAUUGAGAAAUAAUAAAUAAAUAAGAUGGAUCCCUGUCCCAAAGGUCUCACAAUCUAAAAAGAAAUGUAAGAUAGACACCAGCAACAGUCACUGGAGGUACUGUGCUGGGGGUGGACAGGGCCAGUUACUCUCCCUCUGCUAAAUAAAGAGAAUCACCAUGUUAAAAAAGAUGCCUCUUUGCCCAGUUAGCAUGUAGAUUGUAUGGUUAGACACCAUACAAUCUACAGUGGCUAAAGCCUCACAGAGAGAAAAAGACAUUUUUAAACGAUUCUGAAGCUGAACUGAAACGUCAUCAGUGUUGAAAUUGAAGGAGGGAAGGAGAGAUUGCCCCUUGUUGCAAGACCAAUACUCCUCUUGAUUUUAUUUUUUUACUUUUUUGCUUUGUGUUGUUGAAUAUGCAAUUAAUUUAUUGAAGAGCAGGUACUUGAAUUAACAUCUAUAUGCUUUGUGGGCCAAAAAAUAAAAUUAGUACUAUGUUUAGAUGAUUGAUUUUAUUGUCACAUAUGCGUUAUCAUUUGUAAAUAUGUACAGCUAAAUGAUGUCUUAAACCAAAUAAAGCUUCAUUUUAAAUGUU
Molecule: messenger RNA, 4452 nt
Organism: Hemicordylus capensis (graceful crag lizard)
Lineage: Eukaryota; Metazoa; Chordata; Lepidosauria; Squamata; Cordylidae
Gene: SCD5
Product: stearoyl-CoA desaturase 5
Exons: 5
Coding region: 312-1304 (330 amino acids)
Biological process (GO): lipid metabolic process
Molecular function (GO): oxidoreductase activity, acting on paired donors, with oxidation of a pair of donors resulting in the reduction of molecular oxygen to two molecules of water
Source: RefSeq, a predicted model, not a curated record